Periconia digitata is the source of this 1929-nucleotide messenger RNA. The record is from the annotation of a GenBank genome assembly. NCBI's taxonomy places the organism in Eukaryota, Fungi, Ascomycota, Dothideomycetes, Pleosporales, Periconiaceae.
UCCUGCCAUGUAAUGGCUUCAAGGCCGACGAAAAGGAUGCGAAAGAGCGUCCAGGAGCAUUCUGCGACAAAAAAGCGACAUCGGAGAACACAACUCACCUACUGGCCUGCCUCGAGGAUAUUAAAAGACAACAAUACACACUAUCUGGUUGAAUGGGACGGCGUCGAUCCAGUAACAAGAACUCCUUACCAACCAACGUGGGAACCGCACAGUUUUGUCACUCCAGCCUUGGAGUCAGAAUGGAAGGCCAAUUUGACUCAGUCGAGUUCUGCAAAGACGCAUAGCCAUAGUCACACUCAAGAUGGUAGACAGGAGGUAUUAAGCUCGGUUCAUGAGAAUCCAGCUAUGCAGGAUCAUCUUGGGGCUGCGGACAAAGAGGGUUUUAGAUCAGAUGCGCCUUCAAUACAAUAUAGUCCGCGCAUACCUCCUCCAGCUGAACAACAGCCCCCGGAGAUUCAGACUCGUGCAGUAGAAGAGAAAGAACGAAUUUCAUCUCUGCCAUCUGCGAGUUCGAAGUCGGCAGUAGUAAAGGGGUCAUGUGACAAGCCUCAAGGCCUAUCAGCACCACUAUCCGGGGCAGAAAAGCGAAAAGAUGGAGGUGCCGAAGAGGCUGAAGCUGAGAUACCUGCAGUUGGAAUGGUUAAUAGGCAUAGCCAACAACGCAAUAAUUUAGCUCAAUCGCAAGACGAUUUUUUCGAGGAGCGCGAGCUUCGCAUGGAGCAAGCAUUAACUCCGCCCGAUGCAAGCUAUAGAUUCGAUCGGUCCACAAUCACUCCAACACGACCUCGGGAGGUUAGGGGAACCCCUUCGUCGUCACUACUUCCAGUCGAAAGCUCUAGUGAUUUCAUCACAGAACCUUUCCAGGAAGGCCAAUACUACCAGUUAAAUAACAAGUCUACUGUCCAUAUCGAUCGUGUGGCUCUAUCUGGCUCUAACCAAACCAGUCAAAAGGCAUCCAAGAGUUGCAGCGAUCCGUCAACUACCACAGACCGAGAAGUACAGACCAUGGAACUCUAUCAGCAACAAACCGUGCCUCGCGCAGGACAGCAAGACCCUUCUCAACAAAUGACUACCGAUCGUCACAAACCGUGCCAAUCUAGCGGUCAUGAGGCGCAACGUAGCUAUAUGUGCUCAACAGAAGGAUUUCACGGUACCGCUGCAUCAACACCUGGAAGCGAUUUUACGGUGAAUAGUGUGGCUGUUAACCGCUGCGACAUCCUGUAUAUACUGAACUCUGCAUUCAACCAUCGCAGGAGUCAAAUCGAAGACAAUUCUACUAUAACAGCGGCUAAAGUGCACCAACAAACCGCAAAGAAGCAUCAGAGACAUCAAGAUAUACCAUUAGCAUCGCCAAACACUGCACCGCAAGUACUAUUGUUACCCUGUACGGCACCAGUGUUAAGCAUCCAGAGGACAGAGAAGCAGAAGAUGUUGGAAGGAGUGCCUUUUAUGCCUUUCUGUCCCCAGUUGGUUGGUGAGCGUAUGCGUUGUGCAAAGGCGAUACGUUGUUUUAAGAACAGUAUCGGUGCAACGAAUGGUAUUGUGCGGGCUGGCGGCUAUGUCGGAAGCGAUGUGUACGUUGCCACACCUUUCUAUUGCGAGUACGGCUAUAAUCUCUCAGUAGGUGACAAUACUGUCAUCGGACCCAACUGCCGAUUGCUAGAUUCUGGAAAAAUCACCAUCGGAAGGAAUGCUGAGAUUGGCGCUGGGGUUAUUGUGUCGACUUUAAAGAUGCCUACGAACACAAAAAGAGGAGGCGGCCUCAAAGUCGCCCAAGAGAUUUAUAUUAGCGACAAUGUCUAUGUCGGUAGUGAUUGCAUUAUCGCGGCUGGAGUACGAAUUGGUCAUAGCGCUAUCGUUCCACCCCGGUCUGUGGUUGUUCAUGAUAUACCUGCUGGCUGUAACACGUCGAGUAAAGAUACACAGUAG